GAGGAGAGCAUGAUCCGCAACCUCGAGCAGCUGAACCAGCAUCGGCAAGCCUCGGCCCUCAUCCGGCAAAAACGCCAGGAGGAGGGGGAACAGAGGAUGAAGCAGAUGAGAGAGGAGCUUAAGAACGAGCUGCAGGUAGACUUCCACGAGUUGGCGACUGGGCCCCCGAAGAAUCCCAAAGGCGCGAUGCACCGCUUGGCGAAGAUCGAGGACAACGCCAAAGAGAACGGGGCCGUGCUGCAGGAGCACCGCCUGUUCCUCAACUCCGUGCACGCCAUGCGCGGGUCCCGCCCCCCAUCGGCGCCCCUGGACGAGCGCCACAGCCGGGCCGUGGAGGAGGGUGCGCGGUGGAUGGGCCCGGCGAUGCAGGCCGCCGCUUUCCACAAGGCUCGCGCCGCCGGCGACAGGGAGCCGCGGCCGUCGUCCGCGCCGGCCGGCGCCGCCACGAGGCGGCCCUGCAGCGCCGCGCCCGGCGCGGCCGCGGGCGCGGCGGGCUACGGCCGCCCGGCCUCGAGGUCCUCGGCGCAAGCGUUGCGGGCGGCCACGCCCGAACCCGCGAUAGCGCAGCAGCCGUGCGAGGCGGUGCCGCAGUCUGGGCUCUACUCCUGGAGG
Molecule: messenger RNA, 612 nt
Organism: Prorocentrum cordatum
Lineage: Eukaryota; Dinophyceae; Prorocentrales; Prorocentraceae
Source: the annotation of a GenBank genome assembly